This is a messenger RNA of Stylonychia lemnae, 498 nucleotides long. The record is from the annotation of a GenBank genome assembly. NCBI's taxonomy places the organism in Eukaryota, Ciliophora, Spirotrichea, Sporadotrichida, Oxytrichidae.
AUGAUCUUAGUAAGGCAUUCUGAGAGAGCAGAUGAUCCAAGCAUGCCAUAUGAGAUCAAGAUGAAGCAAGAUGAUAUAAUAAUUGAGUAUGAUCCCUAACUAUCUCGACCGACUGGAAAGACUCAAGCUGUGCUAACUGCCCAAUAUAUCAAGCAAAAAUUAACCUAAAUUGAGUAUGGCAUUGACUUAGAAAAUGCUGAAAUAUUUUUGUUCAGCUCUCCAUUUUUGACAUGCUUGGAAAGUUCAACUGCAAUUGCGAAAGAGAUCAAGAUCAAAAGUAUAAGUGUCUAAGACUAACUUUCUGAUAUAUUGAUGAAGAAUUGGUAUCCAGAGGAUCCAUUUCUAGGCUUAACUACAAAACUCACAAAUAAUAAGGAAAAAUUUACCUAGUUUUUGAAAAAUUAGUAUGAUGUUCCAGAACUUACUAUUGAGUAUAAGCGAAGUACCAACCUAGUAACUUAUCCAGAGACAGUGGACUCAACAAGCAAAAGAUAUUGA